ACAAACGCCUCUCAUCACGAGGGAACUGUGAAACGUCUGGCACAUAUUUCUUAUGCAUUUCAGUGACGACAUUCUAUUUUGCUCUGUUCUUCGCACGCCACUGGUUGCUCUGAUUCUCUGAUAUUGGUCCGAACUUUACAAAUUUCUAUUCUAAGUUGAUUUAGCAGACCUGUGUGCAUCAAGAGAUUAGUUAGAUUUCUCGAACGCUGUUGCACCGAAGCCACUGCUGUAGCUAUGGCGCUGGCCUUGCAAUUGAGCGCCACCAGUGCUGGUAGCCACACACUUACGACGAGAUGCGUUGGAGCAGUGCAUAGUGCAAGUAAAAUUGGCUAUGGGAGCGUUGCGGUCAACGAUCGGACCUGUGGAGGAGUUUUGCGGCAUCAGGUGGACCAGCUAUGGCAUGUGAAGGAGGCUGCCUUGGUUAGGGCUGCAAGCGUCGUGCGCAGAAGUGCGGAGUCGCCCUCCGGCAGUGUGGAAGUGGCUGUUGGUGGGAUAACCGAGGUCGGCAACGACACGUUCUAUCCGUUUUUGAAAGAUGCAGGGGAGAAAGUGGUGGUUCUAGACAUGUACACCCAAUGGUGCGGCCCGUGCAAGCUCAUGUUGCCCAAGGUGCUGAAGCUGUCGGAAUCUUACACCGACGUGCUGUUUGCAAAGCUGGAUUGCAAUCAGGAGAACAAGCCUCUUGCGAAGGAGUUGGGUGUGAAAACCGUGCCCACAUUCAAGAUCUUCAAGAACGCGGAGGUCGUCGGCGAAGUCCGGGGAGCGAAGUACGACGAGCUUGUCAAGGCGAUCGAGAGCGCUCGAUUGCUCUCGUGAGGAGUAUUGCCUCAUUCUUCUUGUGCAGAUUGAAACUCUUGUUACAAAUGUAAUUAUCUUUUCCCCUAUUGUUUUUGGGUGCAUAGCCCUCAUCUAUACAUAAAUUGUCUAGCGUAUUUACUACCCUUUGAGCUUGUGGGUGCGCAUGUGCAACAUUGUAUAACAUUACGCUGUGCGUGUCUUUUCACUCCCAUGUCCAGAUUAUCAGAGAGGUCGGUUGUAGGUUUCUUCUGAAUGUUGUGUCAAACUUUCGAAGUGAUCUGUCUGGAGUAAAUUGACCCACCUGGUUGUUUAGAUCCUUAA
This is a messenger RNA of Physcomitrium patens, 1119 nucleotides long. Its product is annotated as thioredoxin F1, chloroplastic. Lineage: Eukaryota; Viridiplantae; Streptophyta; Bryopsida; Funariales; Funariaceae. The record is from RefSeq and is a predicted model, not a curated record.